UUCCUCUCUCCCUCUCCUCACAGCGCGCGACAUCCAGAGGAGGAGGAGGCGCGAUGGACACCUCCUGCGGCGAGCACGAGGCUGACUGCGCGGCGGCGCGCGCCUCGCAUUCCCCGGUGCCGGUGUCUUCAGCCCCGCGCGCCAGCAGCUCGGCCGCGGACGCGUCGCGCCUCGAAGAGCUUCAUUUUCCCGCCUCGACGGUGGCAAUGGUCCCAGAACCCUUUCACCCGUUCCCAACCGUGGACGUCCCUGACCACGCCCACUACACCAUUGGAUCAGUCAUCCUCGCCAUCGGCAUCACCGGCAUCGUUGGAAACUUCCUGGUCAUCUAUGCCUUCAGCAGGAGUCGUAGUCUGCGGACGCCGGCCAACAUGUUCAUCAUCAACCUGGCCAUCACCGACCUGCUGAUGUGCGUCACGCAGUCUCCCAUCUUCUUCACCACCAGCAUGCACAAGAGAUGGAUCUUUGGAGAGAAGGGUUGUGAGCUGUAUGCUUUCUGCGGCGCUCUGUUCGGGAUCUGCUCCAUGAUCACGCUGACGGUGAUUGCCAUUGACCGAUACUUCGUCAUCACGCGACCUCUGACCUCCAUUGGUGUGUUGUCACGGAAACGAGCCCUCCUCAUUCUCUCGGCAGCCUGGGCAUACUCUCUGGGCUGGAGCCUGCCACCUUUCUUCGGCUGGAGCGCCUACGUCCCAGAGGGCCUGUUGACUUCCUGUACGUGGGACUACAUGACCUUCACGCCGUCCGUGCGAGCGUACACCAUGCUGCUCUUCAUCUUCGUCUUCUUCCUGCCACUCUUCAUCAUCAUCUACUGCUACGUCUUCAUCUUCCGUGCCAUCCGCUCCACCAACCGGGCUGUGGGGAAGAUCAACGGAAACUCUCGAGACUCGGUGAAGAGUUUUAACCGUCUGCAGAACGAGUGGAAGAUGGCAAAGAUCGCGCUGAUCGUCAUUCUGCUCUAUGUCAUCUCCUGGUCGCCGUACUCCACGGUGGCGCUGACCGCCUUCGCCGGGUACGCAGACAUGCUGACUCCUUACAUGAACUCCAUUCCCGCCGUCAUCGCCAAAGCCUCCGCCAUCCACAACCCCAUCAUCUACGCCAUCACGCACCCCAAGUACAGGAUGGCGUUGGCGAAGUACAUCCCCGGUCUGGGCGUGCUCCUCUGCAUCCAACCUCAGGACCUGCGCUCGGCCAGCAGCAGCUUCGUUUCCACGCGGCGCUCCACGGUGACCAGCCAGAGCUCCGACAUCAGCAGCCAGCUCCGCCGGCAGAGCACCUUCAAGUCCCGCCUCUCCUCGCUGUCCGACAGCGAAUCGGGUCUGACCGACACCGAGGCCGACCUCUCCAGUCUGAGCUCCAGACCCGCCAGCCGGCAGGUUUCCUGUGAGAUCAGCAGAGACACCGCCGAGCUGCCCGACUUCAAACACACCUCCAGCUUCAAGGCCAAGCUGAAGAACCACGACUCGGGCAUCUUCGAGAAGACGUCAUUUGACACCGUUUCAAUGGGAGGAGUCAGUGAACGCAACAGUAUCCCGAAUAACGGAGACUUCGCAGACGGAAACGUGACGAGAGCGGCCAUCGGACGAAUCCCGAGCAUCGUGGUCACCUCCGAGAUGAGCCCCUUCCUUCCUGUUGGACGAAACGGGUCGCGCUCGAACAGAACCAAGACGGCCAACAGCAGUCCGGGGGCGGGGCCUGUCUAGAACUACACCUGCUGAUUCUCCGCCCCCUGAAGCCACACAGCCAGCUGAGAGGGAAAGGACGUCAAACGGAGGAAGUCAGACGGUUUCUAACUGUUGAGGAUUAUUGUAACUCUCCGUCUCCGAUCUAGAUGAAAAUGUAAUCCUCCAUCCGAGCUCAGAGAUCCUGCAGAAAUGUUUUCGUCUCACUUUAUCUCCAGAUUGCAGGCCAGUCAAAAACGAUCAAAUUUGAGGGAAAAAUCUGAUGAUUUUUGACAGAACGUCUUCAGCUGCAGCAACACUGAGGUCAGAAAAAGUUCAGGUUUUAAUAUGAAACAGGAACAACAGCAGCAACAAUAAUGAGAAUAAUUAAGUGUUCUGGCCUAUGAAACAAACGGGUGCAGCUUAACCCGGAUCUGAUCCGACUCAGCGAGAUUAAUUUGGUCUUUAGAACAUUCUGGGACAAAGACGGCGGAGGAAUGUGUGGACGGGAAACCAGGAAUCCGGUUGUUUAUCCGCCCUGUUCCGCCUUCUGUUUUCCUUAGUUUAGCAAAAACAAAACAAAAUGUUUUUUAGAGAAAUCUGUUUUCCAGAAAACCAAAGCUUAACUUGUUAAACUUCAUUGUACAGAAUACAGAACAAAACACUGAUGGAGGAGCAGCUCUUAAAACACAAAAAACAACGUAGAAUCUAAAGCUUUAUUUGUAUAUAUUUUAUGAACAAUUUGGGUUAUUUUAAUGUUUGAGAAGCAGACGGCUUCUGUGCUUAAAACAAAGUUCUGAUUGUUUUCUGUGCAGGAAGAGAGAAAAACAGAAAAUGUUGGUUUGUGAUGUGAGUUUUGUUUGGUCAAAGAUCUGAGGUGAAGGUGAAACAAAUACAGAUGAGAGAGACGUUUAGAGGAGCCAGAAAACAACAAAAGGAGCUUUAAGAUACAAUGAUGUCGAGGACUGUGUGGAACAUGUGUUCAGACGGAAUCAUUUCUGAGAUUCGUUUUUUGUCUCGUAAACGCUGACCGUGUUCGUGGUUACAGACAAAAGUGAUAAUAUCACAGACAAGAUGAUAGAUGUCGUUCAAUGACUUGUCUCAAAAAUAGAAAACAUCCAGUGACCCGUCCAGAGUGAACCCCGCCUUUUCCUGAGAGUAGUUGGGAUAGGCUCCAGCAACCCUGUGACCCUGACCAGGAAUGGAAGAUGAAUGAAUGAUAAAUUUAAGUUGGUUGUUUUCAAAAAGAAUUAAAGUAAAGAAACCAAACCUAAAAUUCUGUUAAAAACACCUCAACAUGUUUUGAUUGAAAGAUUUUUGCACUUUUAGAAAGCUUAGAUUAUCUGCUUCCAUAACCUUAAAUUGUUUGCAUGAAUGUUUCAUUUUAACUGCUAAGUUUAGAAAAUGUUUAACUUCAAAAGUCACAAAAGGAACUCUUUUAAAACCCUUAUUGUUAGCUCCUGUGUUUGUUAACACAUCCAGAACAGCACUAUUCAGCUCACAAUAUUUCCGUCUAAAAAAACAAACUUUGUGUUUGUGUCCAUGUUUAUCUGAUGGAAGAAUAAAGAAGUUUUUGGUUUUGACCUCUGACCUUCAGUCUUCCUCAGAAAGUUUCUCGCUCCUCGCCAUGACGCGUCGCGUGUUUCUGCUGCGUGUGAAGAUCUGAAAGGAAUGAGGAACGACUGGAUUUACAGUAAAGCUUGCUGUGUUUUUACGUGAGCUUGGAUUGAUGGAGAAGUUUCUUGUUUUUAUUGGAAAUAAGUUUGUGUUUCUGAGUUUAUUAAGCUGCAACAGCAACUCCAACUUGUUUGAUUAAAAAAGUCAGAAAAAACAUUUUAGGAAAAGUCGUUAGCAUUUGCUGCUGCUAGCAUUAGUUAGCAAUGCUAAUUGAGCAUUUGCUUUAUUAUUAUUAUUUUUUUAUUAAAAAAUAACAAUUAUAUAUCCACUGUUUUACAUAAGAUGAGUAAAAAGGAAAUAAGAUCUCUUUAAAUGAAACAGCAAUUUCAUUCUAUUUACUACUUCUUAAAGUAAUUUGAGUAUUAAUAUUUACCUAAAACAACAACAAAUAACUUUAAGAUUCAUUUUCAACCAAAAAAAAAAUAUUAAACCUCAAAUUUAAAAAAUAAACUUAAAAUAAAUACAAAUUAUUAAAAAUGUGAUUUUGUUGGGAAAUAAAAGAAUAUUUUUAAGGUUAACAUCAACUUUUCACAAAUUGUUUCUAUAAAAUAAAACAUUAUUUUAAAAAUGUAAUUAAUAAAACAACAAAAAAAUUCAAAUAUUUGGAUUUAGGAAAUAUUCUGAGAUUUGUUUGAGAAUUAUUUUUAUACUCUUCUGUUUUACUUCUCCUUCAGUUCUGUCUUUGAGCAAAACUAAGAAUGAAAAAACUUCACAAAUGUUUUAAAUCUAAAUACAUUUUAUUUCCAAUUGCUUAGUUUUUUAUUACUUUUUAUUCAUGGGGUCCUGCAAACGCACUUUGGU
This is a messenger RNA of Oryzias melastigma (Indian medaka), 4139 nucleotides long. Its product is annotated as melanopsin-A. Gene Ontology annotation, molecular function: G protein-coupled receptor activity. The transcript is spliced from 11 exons. Bases 54 to 1703 code for a protein of 549 amino acids. Gene Ontology annotation, biological process: G protein-coupled receptor signaling pathway; visual perception. Gene Ontology annotation, cellular component: membrane. The record is from RefSeq and is a predicted model, not a curated record. Lineage: Eukaryota; Metazoa; Chordata; Actinopteri; Beloniformes; Adrianichthyidae.